Messenger RNA from Peronospora matthiolae, 612 nucleotides. The record is from the annotation of a GenBank genome assembly. NCBI's taxonomy places the organism in Eukaryota, Oomycota, Peronosporomycetes, Peronosporales, Peronosporaceae.
AUGCGUCUCGUUUACGCAGUGCUGCUGCCUGGCGUCAUCGUCUUCGUAUCAAGUGGGAACGUGCUUUACGCCCGUGCAGCCGAAGGCGACGAGACUAACGUCGUUGCUCGUAGAUUCCUGCAACACGUUCCUUCAGCGGCCACAGUCAAAGAAGCGGGUUGCUUGACAAAUCUCGUCGAUUUUGUAAAGAAGUUCUAUAAGAAACCAGCCCGCUUCUACGUGACUUCUCCGGAAGUGACAGGCGUUCUAGCUAGCGUUCGUAUCACUAAAGAGAACAACGGCGAAAACUAUGCAGAUCUUGCGGCUCAAGCGCAGGAGGCGUUUCGCAAUCACUUAAAGGCAGUGCUGGAGAAAUGGAAGGAGAGGGACCACAAGAAGAAGACUGAUUCGUUUAUGGGCAGUAGUGACUUUCGCGAUUUUUGUACUCGGGUCGACGAAGCUAACCAGCUCUUCCCCAAAGAGUAUGCCAUCAAUUUGUAUGCGCUAUUGGAGAGCUCGUUGACAAAAAAACAGUUACAAAAGAUCGUUCUGAAAGGCUUCGCGAACAAUGAUCCAAAAGGGCAAGAAUUUCAUGGCUUGUUCUACGGCAAGCGCAAUCCUAGUCUGGUUUGA